Paramecium pentaurelia is the source of this 1147-nucleotide messenger RNA. NCBI's taxonomy places the organism in Eukaryota, Ciliophora, Oligohymenophorea, Peniculida, Parameciidae. The record is from the annotation of a GenBank genome assembly.
AUGAGUUUUGAUUAAUUAUUGUUAUCCAGACCACUUUAUAGUCCAAAUCAUAAAUACCCUACUUUUACUGUUCAUUCACAUAAUCCAACACCUUACAGUAUUACAACAUAAGUCUCUCCAAUUGAAUCUCCAAGAAUAGGGGAUAUAUCAACUAUCCCUAAAACAUCUGAGAGAGGAUAAUUGUAUGAUAAAUUAAAAGCAAAUGUGAAAAACUAAGAUAUAAUAAAGUCUAUUUAAAAUGGUAUUAAAGGUUAAAAGGUUAGGGAAGCAUAUAAUUUACUAUCUGAUUUCAAUGAUAAAAAAUAGAUAAUUUAAUCUUUAAAAUCAUUAUCCACUGCAGAAGAACGGUAAUUAAAAAUGAUUUUAAUUUAGAAUAUUGCUAAUUGAUAAAAUUUUAGAGAGAAAAGAAGAGAUGUAAAUAGCUGCUCUUAGAUUAAAAGCUAAAAGAUUAGAACCAAUUUUUAAUGUAAUAAGGAGGAAACUUAAACUGAAAUAAAGAUUAAAUUCAUCUGCUGAUAAAAUGAAGAAGCAAUCAAUAUAUGGAUUGAAAUUAGCAGAUCCUACAAAUGAAAUACAAAAUCCUAUGCAUUCUUAUGGCAAUUUAGAUGAAUAAUAAUAAUAAUAAGAUGAAAAUAUGAGAAAAGAAUUAGUAAUUGAAAAAAUAUAAACUAAAUAUGCUGCAUCAGUUGCAUUUUCUUGGUUAACAAAUAGAACUGAAAAACAAGGUAUAAAUUCUAAUUUUAAUGAAAUUUGAGAAUCUAUAAUCCAUAAUUUAUCUCCAGAAACUGUUAAAAGAAAUAAUAGAAGAAAUACUACUUUAAAGUAAAGUCAUAAAGGAAUAACUGGUUUAAAAUAGAUGAUAACUAAAAAAGUGAGUGAAAAUUCUGAUGAGAUGAUUAGAUUAGGAUAAAUGAAAAUGUUAGAAAAUCAAUAAAAAUUUUAUAAAUCUAAAGACAUAAUUGCAAAAUCUAAGGCAAAAGUAGAUACAGGUAGAGUAAAGAGUGUAUAAGUUAAUAGAUCAUUAAGAAAAAAAUAAACCUUAGAUUUCUUUACAAAUGAAAGAAAAGAAAAUUCAGAAUUAACAUAAUAAAUAGCAAAUGAAAAGAGUAAUUUCAUGUUUAGAAGAAGGUUAAUUGUUAAUGAAUGA